Messenger RNA from Papilio xuthus (Asian swallowtail), 694 nucleotides. Its product is annotated as beta-1,4-galactosyltransferase 7. Bases 173 to 550 code for a protein of 125 amino acids. The transcript has 2 exons. NCBI's taxonomy places the organism in Eukaryota, Metazoa, Arthropoda, Insecta, Lepidoptera, Papilionidae. The record is from RefSeq and is a predicted model, not a curated record.
UGUCAAACUGACAGUUGCCGAUCGGCUUCGGUCUGCAAAGGGUUUUUCAAUCAAUCAGUUUUAAAAUCGUAAUGUAAUUUUUAAAAACAUGUUAUUAUUUAUAAAAAUGUGAUAUUCAACAUGAUAUUAUGAGCUUAGUUUAUUGGAUCUGUGUGUAUAACUUGAUUUAUUCAUGUACAGAAGUAUAAAUUUAAUGGGGCACCGGCUUAGCAGCUCAAAAUGUCUCACAGUUUGUUUGGGACUAACAUUUAUUAUGGGCUGCUUUUUAGCUUCCUUACCAAUACAAAGCGUCAAUGUAAUUUUUUUUUUCAGACAUAUACACGAUAAGACAUAUAGAAAGCGAGAUAUGAGAAAAUGUUUUAAUCAGAGAGAAGUGACACGACGUAGAGACAGAGUGACAGGUUUGCAUAGCGUUGACUAUGUAAUCGACAAGACUCAUAAUGUGACCAUAGACUCGUUACCUGUCACUAUAGUUAAUGUGAAAUUAAUAUGCAAUAAAACAUUAACUCCAUGGUGUCAGUGUGAACCAGAUAAAAUUAAGAAAACCUAGUCAAUAAUAUUUUGUCAGAAACUUCUUUUCUCGUAGACGUAGUUUUUUAGUUUGAAUGUCGACAUCCGUUUAACUGUAAUUUAUAUUAUUUGUGUGUUGGUGAGUUUAAAUUAUCAAACCAUUUUAAUAUGAAAUAAAGAUUAU